Molecule: messenger RNA, 3098 nt
Organism: Anolis sagrei ordinatus
Lineage: Eukaryota; Metazoa; Chordata; Lepidosauria; Squamata; Anolidae
Product: alpha/beta hydrolase domain-containing protein 17A
Biological process (GO): protein depalmitoylation; regulation of postsynapse organization
Cellular component (GO): endosome membrane; plasma membrane
Molecular function (GO): palmitoyl-(protein) hydrolase activity
Source: RefSeq, a predicted model, not a curated record
CGUCACUUCCAGUGCGGAUGUCGCUGCGGUCACAUCCGCCUCCUCGAGAGGAGGAGGAGGAGAAGGAGCCCCAAAGCUGCUGCUGGCCAAGCUGGUGCGUAAUGCAGAGCGCACGGAAAGGCAGCUUCGGGGGCUGUUUAGAAGGGGCUUUGAGGCGGAGGGUCGGGGGCGGAGGGGGCCAAGGGGGCUGAAGGCAGCUUGGGGGGACCCUUGCCUUCGGACUGAGCCCUUUUGGGGGGAGAAAGAGGGAGCCAGAGGGGCGCCAAAGCCACGAGAAAGAGCAGCAGACCGAGUCGCGCCCCGUGCGCCUUCUCCCAUCACUGUGCGCCCAGGAUCUUCCUUGGAACAUUUCCCAGAGACGAAGCACCGCACCGGGAUUCUCAAACCUGGCGCCGGAAUGUGGGAGGCGCACGUUCCGACUGGAGAUGUCAUAAAGACGUUGCUUCUGCCCGCCCUGUCCUUUCUUUCACCACCGGGCUCCUCUGUUUUGAUUCGGGAGGUCCUCCAGUAACCUUAACACACACACAGCAAGAGACCCUGUUCUGGCCCUUCCGCUGCCAUGAACGGCCUCUCCGUGAGCGAACUCUGCUGCCUCUUCUGCUGCCCGCCGUGCCCCGGGCGCAUUGCCGCCAAGCUGGCCUUCUUGCCACCGGAGCCGACAUACGCCAUCGUCCCUGAACCGGAGCCUGCGGGGUCUUCCUCUUCCGGUGGUGGUGGAUCCUCCCCUCGGAGUGGGGCCUUGGCCCGCUGGAAACUACAUUUGUCUGACCGGGCUGACUUCCAGUACACCCAGCGUGAGCUUGACACCAUGGAGGUCUUCCUGACCAAAAGCAACCGGGGGAACCGGGUGGGCUGCAUGUACGUCCGCUGUGCACCAGGCGCCAGGUUCACGGUGCUGUUUUCACAUGGGAAUGCCGUGGACCUGGGCCAGAUGUGCAGCUUCUACAUCAGCCUGGGCACCCGCAUCAACUGCAACAUCUUCUCCUACGACUAUUCGGGCUAUGGGGUCAGCACCGGGAAGCCCUCCGAGAAGAACCUCUACGCUGAUGUUGACGCCGCCUGGCAGGCGCUGCGCACCCGAUAUGGGAUCAGCCCUGAGAAUAUUAUCCUAUAUGGACAGAGCAUUGGGACGGUGCCCACAGUGGACCUGGCCUCCCGCUAUGAAUGUGCCGCCGUGGUCUUGCACUCGCCUCUCACCUCGGGCAUGCGGGUGGCCUUUCCGGAAACCAAGAAGACCUAUUGUUUUGACGCUUUCCCAAACAUCGACAAAGUGUCCCGGAUCACCUCCCCGGUCCUUUUCAUCCACGGCACAGAGGACGAGGUGAUUGACUUCUCCCACGGCUUGGCCCUCUACGAACGCUGCCCCAAAGCUGUCGAGCCCCUCUGGGUUGAGGGAGCCGGGCACAACGACAUCGAGCUCUACAGCCAGUAUCUGGAGCGGCUACGCAAGUUCAUCGCACAAGACCUGGCUGGGCAGCACAACUGAGCAUCCGUCCCUUUUCUGAAAGCGCAAGCGAAUGCCUCUGGAGCAGCCAAAUCCGUUGUUGGCGCUCUUCGGACCCGGAGGAGACUGGAGUCCCCUUUUUUCUAUUAUUGGGCAAUAGCCAAAGACCUCUUGAACAUCAUCCAAGGGCCAGACCGAUCAAAAGACCCUCGUCAAAAAGCUGUGCAUUGAGGAUGGGUUUUGUUUUAUUUUGGUAGCAUCAGGAUUGUGCAGUUUCCCCUUUUUGGACUCCAACCUUUCUCUAUUUUAGGGCCCCACGUUUUGAAGGUAACAGCUGUAGACAUCUUAAACAACAUCAUCCAAGGGCAGGACUGAACAAAAGACCCUUGUCGAAAAGCUGCGCAUUGAGGAUGGUUGUUUUUGCAACAUUGGGACUGCGCAGUUUCGGAUCCGUUGCCUCGUCGUUUUAGGAGCCCACGUUUUGAAGGUAACAGCUAUAGAGAUCUUGAACAACAUCAUCCAAGGGCGGCACUGAUCGAAAGACCCUCGACGGAAAGCUGCAUAUUGAGGGUGGUUAUUUUUGCAACAUCGGGACUGCGCAGUUUUGCCUUUUUGGACUCUGACCUUGCUCCAUUUUAGGGCCCCACGUCUUCAAGAUAAGAACUGCAGAGCUCUUGAACAACAUCAUCCAAGGAAUAAUCAACAGGAAUAAUCAAAAGGACAGGAAUAAUCAAAAGGACAGGAAUAAUCAAAAAGACAGGAAUAAUCAAAAGGACAGGAAUAAUCAAAAAGACAGGAAUAAUCAAAAGACCCUCAUUGAAAAGCUGCAUAUUGGAGAUGGUUAUUUUUGCAGCAUCGGGACCGCGCAGUUUUGGAUCCAUCGCCCCAUCAUUCUUUCUCAAUUUUAUGGCCUGCAUCCCGAUAGUAAUCGCAGGCCUCUUGAACAACAUCAUCCAAAGGCAUCAUUAACUUCAUUGACCCUUGUUGGAAAACUUGCACAUCACAGAUGAUUAUUUUUUUAGCACCGAGAGUGCGCAGUUUCGUGCUUUCGGAUCUCCGUUUUUGCCCAAUCUGAAAGCAGUUAGCUGUGGGCAGAGGGAUGCAAAACACUAAUGCCGUUCUGUGGGAAAAUGGGAGCGGCUUGCAAAAUAAGCUGGAAGGUGUGGGCACAGCACCCCCAGAGGCAGGAGGACUUUGGGACAUGCAGUGACUUGGACACACUGUGAAGGCUAAAAUUGUGGAAUGUAACACAGCGGAGCUACACAAGUUGCCGUUUAACAGGAGAAGGGGAUGAUGGGAGGUGUGUGUCUGGUUUACUCCGUCCACAACCGCCUCGAUUCUCCUGUUAUUUUUAGACAACACCCCCUUCCAAUGUGCAAAGGAGGAACUCUGUGUUUCAGUCCAAAAUUUAAGGGAAAGCCCCAAAGGGAAAGGACUUCAAUGCUUUUAAAUUUCGGACUGACAUGCGGGGUGAAACAGAACCGCCCUUCAUUUCCAACUCCAUCUUACUUAAUUCCAAGAGUAUAGGAACUUGGAGGGGAAAUUAGAGGGGGGGAUCCGCAUUAGGUUUCUUCCUUUCUUCUUUUCUUUUUUCUUUCAUUCAUUCAUUCUUUUUUGUGGAAGAUAAGAAGAAUAAAAGUUUGAAUCACCGGCA